Messenger RNA from Ochotona princeps (American pika), 460 nucleotides. Its product is annotated as 60S ribosomal protein L7-like. Bases 51 to 317 code for a protein of 88 amino acids. The record is from RefSeq and is a predicted model, not a curated record. NCBI's taxonomy places the organism in Eukaryota, Metazoa, Chordata, Mammalia, Lagomorpha, Ochotonidae. Gene Ontology annotation, cellular component: cytosolic large ribosomal subunit. The transcript has a single exon. Gene Ontology annotation, molecular function: RNA binding; structural constituent of ribosome. Gene Ontology annotation, biological process: maturation of LSU-rRNA from tricistronic rRNA transcript (SSU-rRNA, 5.8S rRNA, LSU-rRNA).
GCCAGAUCUUCAAUGGCACCUUUGUGAAGCUCAACAAGGCUUCUAUUAACAUGCUGAGGAUUGUGGAACCCUAUAUUGCAUGGGGCUACCCGAAUCUGAAGUCAGUGAAUGAGCUGAUCUACAAGCGUGGCUAUGGCCAAAUCAACAAGAAGCGAAUCGCCCUGACGGAUAACACCCUGAUUGCCCGUUCUCUUGGUAAAUACAACAUCAACUGCAUGGAGGAUCUGAUUCCCGAGAUCUACACCAUUGGGAAACACUUCAAAGAAGCAAAUAACUUCCUGUGGCCCUUCAAGUUUCUUCUCCCGGAGGUGGGAUGAAGUAAAAGACCACCCAUUUUGUAGAGGGUGGCGAUGCUGGCAACAGGGAAGACCAGAUCAACAGGCUUAUUAGAAGGAUGAACUGAGGUGACUGUUCUGGUAUUUUUAUAAUCUGGUCAGAUAAUAAACGUCAACUCCACUGA